Molecule: messenger RNA, 3676 nt
Organism: Porites evermanni
Lineage: Eukaryota; Metazoa; Cnidaria; Anthozoa; Scleractinia; Poritidae
Source: the annotation of a GenBank genome assembly
AUGGCGGUCAGCCCGUACGUAAGUCGGGCAGAGUUGUGGCUGGCAAACUCAAGUUUUCGACCAACUUUCCACCUUCCAAAUGACUUCCAUCCCAGUGUUUUUCUCAAAUGGUUCCCAGGACACAUGGCAAAAGGUCUGUCACUCAGCGCUGUUGAAAUUAUUUUCGAUAACACUGAGGAAACAAUCUCCAUUAUGACAACUAAUUCAUUGUUGAUAUAUUUGUUACAGCUUUACGUAUGAUGCAACUCCGAUUACAAAAAUGUGACUGUGUAAUAGAAGUUCAUGAUGCGAGAAUAUCCUUUUCAGUGCAAAAACUUGUAUGAUUAAAGUAAAGCGAUUAUAUGCAAACUUGCUAUCAAGGGCUUUCAUCCAACACCUCAACCAAAUUGAAAGAUGUACACUUACCAAAGUAAAGAACCUAUAAAUAAGCUGUACAGCCUAUUCAAGAUAUAUAGGUGCCGACACUUACGGAUCUUUUUGGGGAUGCAUAUCUACAUGCAUUAAACAGUCAUGUUUUCAGAUCUUUCCCUCAGGGCACUGUUUGUGCUGCACAAAUCCUUUUUCCUUAACUUCACUUAAAUUCCCUUUUCUGGAAGAAAUCCUAAGUUAAAAGAAAAAUUACAAGGCCGACCACAUGUCUUGGUGCUGAACAAGGCAGAUCUCUUAGGAAAUACGAAGAAGAAACAAGUACAAUAUUUUGAAAGAUAAUUGGAGCCUCAUGUUUUUUGUGUUUUGUAGUUAAACAGGAUAUAUUGGAUUUACUUACACCCUGGUAAAAUUUGCAAAGGGAACCUAUAUAUAUUUUAAGUGACUUUUAUCCUAAUUGCCCAAUUCCCUGCUCUGCUAAUUGGCUGGGACUUAUUUGAUAAUAAUAAUGUUAUGACCAUUACUUUUAUUAUACACAUGUUUUUAUCUGAAUUGAAGGAUAUCCUUAGAUGUCUGGAAGAUGACGGUAUCAGAGCAAUGUUUACCGACAGUAAAGCACAGUAUCACCAUAGUAUCAGAAAGGUAAAGUAUGUCUAGGCAACUCUAUCACAACAGGGAGUCCCUGUAUGGAUACCUAAGGGUGCGGAUUUCAUUGCGCACAUUUCAUUAAAUUGUUGGUUUUCAGGUGAAAUCAUUGCAUACCAAGAACUGUUUUGUGGGGUAAUGCUACUAGUGAGCUACCAAUGCCAAUGUCAGUGCUUAUAGUUAGAAAAGAAGGAGAGUUUUUCUUGUGAUACCUUCACUGUUUAACAAAGGAAAGAGGCUAGUGUGGAUCCACACCGGUUUCCACUGUUUUACUGAAAUCAGUCACAUUUUUUAUAAUAAAUAUAUUUGUAACAAUAAAAAACCCUUUCCAAGUUGAAAUCCUGUCUGAAUGACUUGGAAACCCUGGAAAGGGGACUUAAAGGAGUAAAAAUCUAAAAAAUUUCCUGAGGGAGCCUGCCCCCAGACCCCGCUUGGAAAUCAAUCAGUAUUUAUCCCAGAUCUACGCCUGAGAAGGAGAGGUCCUAAAAGGGGGGAGGGAAGGGGCACUUAUUCUAAGAAAUAGAGUGUAUUAUUGAAAAAGUAAGUAAGUAUUCUAUUGUGUCAACAGAUAAUUCCCACCGCCCUAGAGGCUAUUAAGGAUGCAGAGUAUGAGGGAACGUAUAUCAGACCAGUAAGUGUGAUUUCAUAAUCUCCUUUAAACUUUUUAAUUCAUUACAUCAACAAAGGUCUUUAUGGUCUCUGUUUGAUUAAGAGUAUUAUAGAGUGGUGGACUACAUAAUUUUAGGGAUGUGUCACGUGAGCUGUGCAUAUGCAACUGGAAGCACAAGCACAAAAGAUUAUCACACAUUUUAUGCAGAUUCAAGCACUAAGAUAUCUCUAUACAUUUGGGUAUCUUGCAUCCCAACAUGGCUGUUAAACUAUCUUCACCUUUGAAUUUGCGGUUUCAUUUGCAUUGUCGUAGUUCACCCAUGUGAAAUUCAAAUGCAAGCGGAAAUGCAAGCAUCACCACAAGAAUUAGACUGCUAGUUGCAUUGGUGCUUGCUGUUAUAUAAAUUUUACAAUAAGGUUGUUCACACUUGUGUUUUCUUGAGCUUUGUAGCGAUUUGCUUAAUAGAUUCGGUUUUCUCUAAUUUAUCAUAUUAUUGAAUUAAGAUGAUGUGAACUGCAAGAUUGCAAAUUUAAAUGAAAAUAUGAUCAUCGCAGCAGUAAUAUUGCAGUUCAAAAUUAAACUCGAGAAAAUUUCAGGGCUUCUAUAGGAUGCCCAGUAGUGCUCAUUGGGAGUUGGCCAAUUUCCGUUGUUAAGUUUAUUUGGCUGUGUAAUUAUCAUAUACUACCAGAUAUAUUAUUUUUUAAACCUGAACAAUUUUCUUUCUAGGAACCAGACAAGCCUUACAACAUUCUAAUAUGUGGUUUACCAAAUACUGGAAAGUCUUCUUUAGUCAAUGCACUGAGAAGAAAAUACAUGAAGAAAGGUAUGAGCAAUGUUUUUACUGGAGAUGGGACUGCCAUAUUAUGAGGUCAUCCGAGCCACAAGAAGGUCUAGCCAUUUGCAGAGCAAAGGCAGUACCUUUAUCUCUCAGUUAUAUUAAGAUGUAGACUAUUCCAGGGAUCAAAAUUAAUUGUCGACCUCCCACAUUGCGGUCAAGUGCUGUACCCGUUAAGGUUGUCCUGCCAUGAUUAUGGGGUUUGAUUUGAGAAUUUUGCUCUCUUUCUCAACUGUAAUGUCAAUUCUUGAAACUCUGAUUGUUUGAUUUGUAAUAAUUUGUUGAUGUAAUUUCUAUAAUCAAUGGUCACGUUAUAGUUUAUGUAUUUCAGGUAAAGCUACCAGAGUUGGAGCAGUCCCUGGGAUAACCACUUCUAUUGAAAAUAGAAUUAAGGUAACUCUUUACUGCUGUCACAUUAAUUAAAACAUGAACAGUUUAUUAAUAAUGCUUCUUGAAUGUUCAAGCUUGAUUUGUAUUUUAAUUUAUGUGUUAUAUUGCAGGUUUGUGAUGAGCCAGUGGCAUACAUGUAUGAUACGCCAGGUAAAAAUUCUUGGUUUACAACCAUGUGACAAUUAAAGGCAGCCAUGUUGGUGGUCAAUACAAUAAAAGUUUAUUGUAUAAUUUAUGUGAAAAUGAUGUUUAGUUCCCAGAGGAAAGAAAUGCUUUUGUUUGGCUGCCAUGACAUCCCCUGCAAACCAGCAAUAAACUGCAAACACCUGUAUGAUGUACUGAAAAAAUCAAGCUGGGACUGCUACAGUUACACAGUUUUUGGUGCUUUAUUAACAUGUUUGUGUGGCUUUUCUCAUCUCCUUAAGGUAUCAUGGCUCCUUAUAUACCAACAGCAGAAGUGGGAAUGAAAUUGGCUUUAACCGGUACUGUUUUUAUUACUGUUAAAGUGUCUGUGAAAAAUUAGCAAGACACGUUUCUACAUUGUUUCUAAGCUGAACUAAAGUGUUCUGUUAACCAUAAAGCAUUUUAAACAGUGCAUACUUUCUUGGCUGCAAUUACAUCAUAUGGAAAAUUAAACAGGUUGUUUUGUUACCUUGGAAUGAACUUACAUAAGUAGUUGACUCAAUGAAAAAAAAAAAUUAGACAUUAAUUUUAAAGUGUCGCAUUACUUCUAUUUCUUUGCAGGAUGUUUUAAAGACCAUGUCGUGGGUGAAGAUCUCAUUGCUGACUAUCUGUUAUUCACUUUGAAUAAACAGAAGUGUUUCAAGUGA